Messenger RNA from Zingiber officinale, 1840 nucleotides. Its product is annotated as U-box domain-containing protein 4-like. Bases 358 to 1602 code for a protein of 414 amino acids. The record is from RefSeq and is a predicted model, not a curated record. Gene Ontology annotation, cellular component: nucleus; cytoplasm. The transcript is spliced from 2 exons. Gene Ontology annotation, molecular function: protein binding. NCBI's taxonomy places the organism in Eukaryota, Viridiplantae, Streptophyta, Magnoliopsida, Zingiberales, Zingiberaceae.
CAAACCCCAAAAUUAAUAACCCUAAACGACAGCAAACCCCAAAAUUAAUAACCCUAAAUGACACCCAACCUUACCAAUCCAAAACCCCAAAUUAAUAGCCCCCUGAUAACCCCAAUGCGCCGCCGAUCCAGACCACAGCCUUGGCUCGCCACGCGUCGCUCAUCCACGCAUCCCCGCCAACACUGUCGCGCCGUGGCGUCUCCCCUGUUUCGGCAAAAGCAGGACUAGACCACCGCCAUGGAGUUAUCGUCGUAGUCCUCGCCCAGGAAUUAGUCGAGUCGAUCGCUCCGCCGCUUGGUCGCCGAGCGCAUGGAUUGAUUCUGAUUGUCUCCGUGAUUAGGUGGAUUGUCGUAAAAGAUGCUGUCGCUCGCCGACUGCGCUUCCGUGGUAGAUCGCUCGCUCGGUCGGUCUGCGCGGACGGUGUCGCCCUCGGCCUCGCGGCGCUCCUCCACCGUGUCCGGUGAGAUGACCGACUCGGUCAUCGACUUGCAGCUGAAUGAGCUCGCCAAAGCGCCCUCCUUGCGGUUUUCCUCUUCGCCGACCUUCGGCGAGUCAGCCGCCGAGCUGCUCGACCUCUCGCGGGAUUUCUCCUGCCAUGGUAGUUUUGACUGUGACGUCUCCGGUGAGCUCCGGCGUUUGGCGUUGAUCCCUCCCGACGAGGUGGGGCCGAGCGCAGUGGAUUCCCUGACCGGCGACGUCGAGGCGCUCAUGCUAGAGAUAGGCGACAUGGAGGAAGAGUCCAUCGAGAGCGUGGAGCCGGCGGUUAAGGCAUGCUUGGAGGGACUGGUCUCGACGUCGACGGAUACGAAGCGUGCGGCGGCAGCAGCUAUACGACUUCUAGCGAAGCACCGGUCCGAUUUUCGACUGCUAAUUGGGGCGUCGGGGGCGAUACCGCUGCUGGUGCCGCUUCUGAAGAACACGGACCCGGAGACGCAGGAGACGGCGGUCACAGCGCUUCUGAACCUAUCUCUGGAGGUGGAGAACCAGGGCCCCAUUAUGGCUGCGGGCGCCGUCAAGCCGCUGGUCUACGUUUUGCGCACGGGGACGGCAGUGGCGAAACAGAACGCGGCGUGCGCGCUGCUCAGCCUAUCGAUGGAGGAGGAGAACCGCGUCCCGAUCGGGGCCUCAGGCUCUAUUCCGCCGCUCGUGGCGCUCCUCGUCGGCGGGACGAGCCGGGGAAAAAAAGACUCUCUAACGACGCUGUACAAGCUGUGUUCGUCUAGGCGUAACAAGGAGCGGGCGGUCAGGGCGGGGGCGGUGUCACCGCUGCUGGUGCUGGCGGGGGAUCACGGCGGGGGCAUGGCGGAGAAAGCGCUGGUGGUGCUGGGGAGCCUGGCGACGAUACCGGAAGGAAUGAAGGCGAUCGUGGACACCGGAGGAAUGCCGGUGCUGGUGGAGGCCAUGCAGGAAGGGCCGACCCGCGGGCGGGAGUUCGCCGUGCAAGCUCUGCUCCAGCUCUGCGCCGACAGCACCGCCAACCGGGGUCUCCUUGCUCGAGAGGGCGUCAUUCCGCCGCUGGUGGCGCUCUCGCAGGCCGGCUCUUCCCGUGGCAAGCAAAAGGCGGAGAAGCUCCUUGGAUACUUACGGGAACAGCGACCGUGAGGAGCGCCGCCGCCGCUGCCGGACGGUGAAGGCGACGGAAAAAUCUCAUCUUUAUCAAGCAAUCAUCUACCAGUUUCCAUACCGUCUGCUGUGAAAGGAAAAAAAAAAAAAAGAGUUCUUGGUGAUUUGAUUUGCUGGCGUGUUUUCGGAUUGCAAACUUGUCCUCUGAACUCAUUGAUUUAUUCAUUAAUUUGGAUACGAGCGUGAAUUGUUUUGAUCAAAUCGGAAUACUUCCCUU